AUGGAAUUUUAUUACCAACGCUUGUUACCUUUUAAACACAUCUUCACUUGGACCAGUCAUUCACCAAAACCAACAAAGGACUUUACAAUGAGAGAAUUUGCAUAUGAAUAUAGGAGUACUGCGUAUAAGCGUUACAAUUCAUACAGUGACUUGGAAGAAUUCAAAAAGGCCGUGAUUUCUGCCAACCCUACGCGUUUCGAAAUUGGGGCUGUUUACAAAGUGGCCCCCAAAGAGAGAUACAAUCUACCCAAACAAGCAUUAAAGCCGGUGAGUAAGGAAUUGGUGUUUGAUAUUGAUUUGACAGAUUACGAUGAGAUCAGAACUUGUUGCCAAGGGACAGAUAUUUGUUGCAAAUGUUGGAAGUUUAUUCAAGUUGGGUCAACGAUUAUUGAGGAUUGUUUGAGACAAGACUUUGGUUUCCAACACUUGGUUUGGGUGUUCUCGGGACGUAGGGGUGCCCAUUGUUGGGUCAGUGAUAAGAGAGCAAGGGAAUUGGAUGAGAAUAGUAGGAGAUCCAUUGUGGAGUAUCUUGACGUUUUAGGCGGUAAGCAUGCCAAAGGGUCUAAGGGGCUACAUGUAAGGAAACCAUUCCAUCCUCAUGUUGAAAGAAGUUUUGAAAGUAUGAAAAGGAGAUUUAUUGAAAUCAUUUUAGAAGACCAAGAUCCGUGGUAUACUGAUCCAAAUACUGAGCUGGAUUCAAAAAAUUGGAAACAGGUAGAAGAACUUUUAAGUUUUAUGCCAAAUAAGGAGUUGCAAGCAGAGUUGAGAAAAAAAUGGCAAGGAGAACGCAAAGUAUCUACAUCCAAAGACAAAUGGGAGGAUUUGAACACCAUUGCAGCAAAACUUUUCAAGACAAAUAUACAAGUAGCCUUAUUGCUGGAUGCAAAGAAGGAAGUUAUUAUCUACUACCUUUACCCAAGGUUGGAUAUUGAGGUCUCUAGACAAAUCAUCCAUUUGUUGAAAUCUCCCUUUUGUGUGCAUCCUGGUACAGGAAAUGUGUGUGUACCAUUUGAUCCAAAAAAGAACAUUUCGGGUGUUGCUCUGGAUGAUGCAUACGGAUUCAAUCCAACAACUGCACCAAACUUGAAGCAAUUACUUACUGAACUCGAUGACUAUGAGAGAAAUGGAAGCGGUGAUAUCGAUGAUGUGAAUGUACCUGCUUGGGACAAGACCAGUCUCAAACCAUACGUAGACUUGUUCAAGAAGCAUGUGAAGAAUUUGGUAACGGCAGAAAUGAAGACAGAGAAAAGAGAGUUGGAUUCUGAUCCUUAUGAAUUCUAA
Molecule: messenger RNA, 1281 nt
Organism: Lodderomyces parapsilosis
Lineage: Eukaryota; Fungi; Ascomycota; Pichiomycetes; Serinales; Debaryomycetaceae
Product: DNA primase subunit
Exons: 1
Coding region: 1-1281 (426 amino acids)
Biological process (GO): DNA replication, synthesis of primer
Cellular component (GO): alpha DNA polymerase:primase complex
Source: RefSeq, a predicted model, not a curated record